CGCGUGUGAACCGAGUCAUUCUGGGUAAUUAAGGUGUUUACAAGCAACAGGCUGCAGCUAACUGGCUAACUAACUAGCUAACUAACUAGCUAGUUAGCUGGUUGAUACUGGUGACGUUAGCUUGUCCUCACUGGAGCAUGGUUGUAAUAGAAAACACAGUUAGCUUGUGGUGCUAGCUUGUGGAUGCUAACCUGGUUAAAGUCAUGUUCCUUUAGCCGAGGCAGACGCCGCCAUGUCAGGUAACAGCCUCCCACCGGUGAGCCACCUGCCGCACUGGACCCGGGUCGGGCGUCCCGGGAAACCGCGACGUUUACCGGCGGCGAACCACCACCACCACAACCACCUGCAGCCUCUCCCCGGUGUCCCGUCGGCGCAGAGGGAAGCGGGGAGAGCGGCGGAGCUGCCCGGUCACAGCGACCCGGACCCCCGCGUCGCCUCGCUGCAGAAGAACAUCCAGUUCCUGCAGCGGCAACACAAGGAGACUCUGGAGAGGCUGCAUGCGGAGAUCGAGUAUCUGAGACGGGAGAAUAAAGAGUUGCAGUAUAAGAUGAUAAUGGAGCCUCCCAAAUCAAGUAGAAAAGGACCGACACAUAGUCGCCGAGGCGUUCGACCGCCCACUCAGGGAAGAGAAGCUCAUACAGGACUCUACCUGGAGGAGCAGCUACAGGACACGCGACCAUCACAGGACCAGGCACUCAGCACUGCAGAGGGCAGUGAAAUCCUGGGAUCAACCAGGCCAGACUACGGCCCAGAGGUGAAGGGCGGGCUCAUCACUUCAUUACAGCCUCUUCGAAUUCACAGAAGCACCUCUCAUCCGCCGCGUGCUCCCACACUACAGGAGUGUGAGGUUAUCAUCCGGCAGCUCUACAGCGCUAACAGUCUACAGUCUCAGGAAAUUAUACGUGUGAAGGCUCUGCUGAGAGAUAUUGUCUUGAGCAAGAAAAUCACGCCAGAAAACUACAUUCUGACCAAGGCCUACCUUGUAGACGGCACUCGCAAAUCAUCUGAAGAAAAGAAAUUUCCAAAACUUAGUCUUCAGACAUAUCCAGAAAAAACGUCUGAACCCUCUCACUCUGGUGUAGUCCUCCCAGCCCUCAAGCAGAGCCUCAGCUCCACCGUCGCAGAAAGACAGAGGAGAACUCGUGCUGUGCAGAGAGACCGUUUUAAAAGGACUGUGCACUGACGAGAUCAAAACCACCACAGCAUCACGUCAUCCUCGGGACUGGGGUUUUUCAGUCUCUCCAAAACAAACCUUCCUAUCCAGUGAUCCAGUGAUUGCACAAUGAGUUUAUGUAUAAGGAAAUGUACUUAUAAGGUACAGGUAAUGUGAAAAACUAAAUGUCUAAAAAGCUUUUAGUUCUGCACACAAGAGGAGAAAUAAUGUCUCAAUUCUAGCUUUGUACUGGAGAUAAUUUAUGUAUUUAUUUAUUCAUUUUCACCAAACAAUGACAACAUCAGCCUUAGAGAGGACUGCUCAUUUGAACUAAGUCAAAUAUUAGUUAAGGUUUAUUUGGGUUUUCACCGCACAUUUGCUGUAAUUCUGCCAAAUUUGCAGAAUUACUGUAUUCCAGUGUAGAACUGAUGACUUGUCACUUUUAAAACAAACUUAAAAGUAUUAAAAACAGCGCAGACAACCAAAGUAUAAAGCCUCCAUGUUUAAAUAAUGAGACAUGAAAUGAAUAGGCUUAUUUCUCAGGCAUUUUUGUACUGGUCAACACUGUGUGUUUAGCAGUGGCAAGUCCUCACUGGGCAGGUAUCACCAGUCAUGCACCUGCAGUUCAACUGAGCAAAAUGAACACAGAAAACUCUAAUAAAUUGUCUGAAUACAAAAUAGCCUUGUGUCUGUGGUUUUCCUCCCAGACUGAUGCCACUUUCAGCAAAUAAACAAAGCUUGCAAUUGGUGAUCAUUAACUGAUUUAUUUAUACUUGGUGGGUGUGAUGGAUUCUGUAUUUUGUA
Messenger RNA from Paralichthys olivaceus (Japanese flounder), 1957 nucleotides. RefSeq names its product coiled-coil domain containing 74B (gene ccdc74a). NCBI's taxonomy places the organism in Eukaryota, Metazoa, Chordata, Actinopteri, Pleuronectiformes, Paralichthyidae. The record is from RefSeq and is a predicted model, not a curated record.